GACGUAUAAUGGGCUUGGUUGUAAGCAAUAAGUGGUUAUUAAUACACAAAAAAGAGCGUACAUAUUUACGGUACAUUACUGUAAAACGUACGAGUAUGAUUUGGGCAUUUAAAGUAACAUUAGUACCGAUUUAUUUCAAUGAAAAGUUAAGAACCUGUAACCAAACCUUUGUUUAUGAAGGAAGCAGAAAACGGUGCAACGUCAGAUUCAAACGACAGUACUUUGCCCCUAAAGAGUAAUGCAGGACGAACAUUCAGAGAUGGCGUUCGUAAAAUUGAUCUGAUCCUAGUCGUGAAAGAUGAGGAAAACAUCAUAAGUGACAUCAUGAAAAAUAAUUUUCUCACCAACAUUGUUAAAACUGGAUUUGAAAUUGAAUUUGAAAAUGGUGUAUUGCCAAUUCACAGGAAGCUAGUAUUUUUUAAAGUACAUUGCCCGAAUGAUGUUCUCAAUAAUCUGGGAAAAGCUUUUGGGGUGAAAUGCGUUCAGAGUGCUCGAUCCGAACACAUAAUGUCACACAAAGAACGCCAGUGGAUAAAUUUAAUAAGAAAAGAGUACUCUCAACCAUUACAAUACUCGAGCUUGGAGAGAAGCCUCGUAGUUUAUAUGGCAUUGCUGAACGUUCCAUUUGGAGACAGACAAAACUAUAUAGGGCUGGAAAGGCUAAUGAAACGCAAUAUUGUGGUAGAUGCAUACGCGUUGCAUGACGGACCGUACUACAUUCCACAAGACGUUUCAAGAAUUAAUGCUCGUCAGAUCCUGUUUUAUAAUUGGGCCGGUAUGACCAAUAUGUUUACCAGACAGCCAUUAACCUUGGUGCAUGAAUACUUCGGACUCAAGGUUGCCCUGUACUUCGCUUAUUACGGACUUUACAAUCUAUUUCUAGCAAUUGCGUCUAUAGUAGCUCUUUUAACAUUCUUCUUAGCUAUAUAUUGUAAUGACAACUACAUGAAUUUGAGAGCACCCGUAUGUGACAACGACAAAGAAUAUAUUUGCUUUAGGUGCUUUGAUGUAUCGCCGACGAUAUUAGCUUGUCCCUUAUACUAUAUGUCUUAUUUUUGUAAAUGGUAUACAAUGACUGUCAUAUUCGAUAAUAAGUAUACACCGUACUUCGCAACAUUCAUCCUUCUGUGGGGUAUGUUUUUCUCUGCUUACUGGAUGGGAAAUGAAAAAUAUUUGAACUGGAUAUGGGAGGCGCAUAAUAAGGACUACAAUAGUAAACAAAUACGGUAUCAAUAUGUAUAAAAGUAUUAUAUAAAAAUACUAGCUGUUGCCCACGACUUCGCCCGUGUGGAGUUGUAAAAAUUCAAAAUCUACGUUCGCCCCUUUUUUAAAUUAUUACCUAAAGUAUUGACUUAGUAGUAAUCAACGUAAUAACAGAAAUCUGCUGAUGCCAGAUUCCAAAUUUGUAAUAUUCUAGAUUGCGAGCUGAUUUUCGGUUACCGUUAUUGUUUAUGUUCGCGAUAUCUUCUAAACCUAUUAGUCCAAUUUAGUUACUGUGAAGGACAAUUUUAUUCUAUAUAGACAAUACAAACCUAUGUUUACAUUUUACACUGAUUCUAUUCACGAACGUUACAACAACGUUUAAAAAAAACUUAACUAGUAAGACGUGUGCAUUUGUCAAA
This is a messenger RNA of Papilio polytes (common Mormon), 1622 nucleotides long. RefSeq lists its product as uncharacterized. Gene Ontology annotation, cellular component: plasma membrane. The transcript has 8 exons. Gene Ontology annotation, biological process: chloride transmembrane transport. The coding region runs from base 175 to 1242 and encodes 355 amino acids. Gene Ontology annotation, molecular function: chloride channel activity; protein dimerization activity. NCBI's taxonomy places the organism in Eukaryota, Metazoa, Arthropoda, Insecta, Lepidoptera, Papilionidae. The record is from RefSeq and is a predicted model, not a curated record.